Micromonas commoda is the source of this 567-nucleotide messenger RNA. RefSeq names its product photosystem I reaction center subunit IV, chloroplast precursor (gene PSAE). The transcript has 5 exons. Gene Ontology annotation, biological process: photosynthesis. Gene Ontology annotation, cellular component: photosystem I reaction center; photosystem I. NCBI's taxonomy places the organism in Eukaryota, Viridiplantae, Chlorophyta, Mamiellophyceae, Mamiellales, Mamiellaceae. The record is from RefSeq and is a predicted model, not a curated record. Bases 34 to 378 code for a protein of 114 amino acids.
CCGCACGUUACGGUACCCACCUAACAAGCAGUCAUGGCCUCCAUCACCUGCGCCACCCCUGCCCUCGCUGCCCGCGCCGCGGUCACCAGGAAGCUCUCUGCCAAGUCCCAGAAGCAGUCCCGCGUCGCUUUCCGCGUCCGCGCUGCGGAUGCGGAGGCUGCCAAGCCCGCGGCGGAGAAGAAGCCCGAGCCCAUCGGCCCUCCCCGUGGUUCCAAGGUGAAGAUCCUUCGCCCCGAGUCCUACUGGUUCAACGACUACGGCAAGGUCAUCUCCGUCGAUCAGUCCGGUGUUCGCUACCCCGUGGUCGUGCGUUUCGAGAAGGUGAACUACGCCGGCGUCUCCACCAACAACUACGCCCUCGACGAGAUCGAGUACUAAGCGAUUCGAUUCGAAUAUCGCUUGGUGCCUCGGUUGGAGUCAAAAUUGGAUGUUCGGUACGCUCCCGCAGCCGCGUUGAUUGUACGGGUUUUGAGGGGAGGAUGAGCAUAGCAAACUAGGGAAAAGAGGGGAGAAGAGAGAGGGUGGACCUUUGCAAUAGUAGAGAUGCAAACCUAUUACUUUACGACG